Molecule: messenger RNA, 339 nt
Organism: Lathyrus sativus (Indian pea)
Lineage: Eukaryota; Viridiplantae; Streptophyta; Magnoliopsida; Fabales; Fabaceae
Source: the annotation of a GenBank genome assembly
AUGGGUUUCACACGCACAUGCUCUUUCUUCCAAUUCCUUCCUAUAAUACUUCCACAUCCACUAGUUGCAUUCCCAUAUAUACUUCCAACAACCUUGGCCAGUGGAUUCUCAAUCAAGGAAGCAACAGUGCAAGAACUCAAACAUGCUUUUCAAAGAAACCAACUAACAUCAAGAAAACUUGUUGAAUUCUAUCUCAAUCAAAUCAAUAUCCAAAACCCAGUUCUCAGAGGAGUAUUGGAAGUGAACCAAGAUGCACUAACACAAGCAGAUAAAGCUGACAAAGAGAGAAGGAAAAAGGUACCAGGUUCUCUAUCAAGAUUGCACGAAAUACCUAUUUAG